GUUUCGAAAAAAAUUAAACUGGAUAUUUUGGAAACUGAAAAAUUUCUUCUUAAUUAUCAAUCUACAUGGAUUAAUAAGCAGUCAUUGGAUAUAUGUUGUUUAGGUUUCAAAAAUUAAAAAACUGGAUAUUUCCAAAACUUAAUAUUUCUUACUUGUAAAACAAGACGGAUUAUUAAAAAAUCAUUGGAUAUAGUUUGAAAUCGUAAUUUGUAAAUGUUAUAAUGCCUCGAGAAGUAUUUGAACGUUACGUUGGACCCAGAGUAAGAGAUAUGAUUGGCUGUCUGUCAAAAGAUAACAUUCACAUGCGUGAAACCGCUGAAAAGCAUCGCAGUUUGGAACAAGACCACCAGGUGGCGGUAGAACAGCUCAAGGUCAAACAGGAGGAGAUAAAGAUGUUGCAAAAGACGCAGGUUGAGACAAGGAGGGAGAACGAGGAAGUUAUCUCAACACUACAGGCAAAAUUACGUGAAUUGGAACGAAAGUACGAACUACAAGCCAUAAAACAUGAAGAGCUUACACUUGAAAUGACUGUUAUAAAACAACAAACAGAACGUGCUAAAAAUGUCAAAAAUUCAAAAUCGGUGUCUUCAAUUGAGAUUCAGACUGAUGAUGAUGUCUUUCUACCUGAUAAAAAACAACCUCGUUUGAUGAAUGGAAUAUCUUCGUUUGAUUCAGAGCCUAGCAGCCGAAAAGAAAAAUAUUCCCGGAAAAUGGCAGAUAGCGGAAGUGAGGCCGAUUCCAUCCGUGAUGAGGUUACAGCGCCAUCUAAAACUGGAACUUCGUCAACCAAUCAACACAAACGACCGAAGAGUCCUUUUGAGCUCUACGUGGCAAGAUAUAGUUACGACCCAUUCCAGUUCUCGCCCAAUGAGAAUCCAGAAGCCGAACUCUCACUCAAUGCUGGAGAUUACGUUUACAUCAUGGGAGAAAUGGAUGAGGAUGGAUUCUUUGAAGGAGAACUGGUGGAUGGACAACAUGGAUUAGUGCCUUCUAAUUUUGUAACCAAAGUUCCAGAUGAGGAAGUUGAAGCAAUUUUAGCCACUCUCGGUCAACAUACAAGUUCAAACAGUAGCCUUAGCAACAGCUUACAACAUGACCUAGAGUUCAAUAGUAGCGAUGAAUCCGAGCGAUUAGCGCAACAACAGGAAGUCAGUAUUAAACCAGCCAUGGUCAUAAUAGAUGACAGUGAUCUUGAAGACAUUGAAGAAGUGGAUGAAGACAACUUGACAACAGAUAGAUCCGAUAUAACUUCCAAUAGUGAAACUAAACAUAAAGGUGUUCCAUAUCCACGUAACCUGAAACUAGAACGUCAGUUGAACAACAGCAUUGUCAUAUCCUGGACUCAUCCCGAGACCAGUCCACAUGUAAUUACUGCUUACCACGUCUAUGUAGAUGACACUUUUAAAACUUCCGUGAAAAGUUCAGAACGUACAAAAGCCCUUGUUGAAGGUGUUACAUCCACAAAGCCACAUAAAAUAUGUGUUAGGAGUGUUACCAAUAGAGGGCAAAGCAAAGAUCCAGAAUGCACUAUUAACAUCGGUAAAGAAUCUUCUCUCGCACCGUCAAAUCUAAGAGUUCGUAAUGUCACCGCAACCUCUGCCUUACUUUCCUGGUUGCCUGGCAACAGUAACUACGUACACACCAUCUAUGUGAACAAUGCUGAAACUAGAAUAUGCAAGCCUGGAAUCUACAAGCAUUCUUUAUCAGGUUUAACACCAGACACUGCUCAUAAAGUUAAGGUCCAAGCUAAGAAUGCCAAAGCCACAUAUGAUGAAGGAAAAGAUAGAAAACGAAGUGAACAGUUAUCUUCAACUAUAGAGUUCAGAACAGAGCCAGGAAGUAUACCAGACCCACCCCUAGAUGUACAAGUUGAACCUGGGCCCCAGGAGGGAACACUUCUAGUCACAUGGCUACCCAUUACUAUCAAUGCCAAGGGGUUCUCAAAUGGUGCUAUAGUGACUGGGUAUUCAGUGUACGCAGAUGGGACCAAAAUUAAAGAUAUAAAUAGCCCAACAGAUGACCAUACAGUAUUACAGUCGGAUGAUUUUGCUGGCCAAAAACCAAAGGAGAUUUACAUGUGUACUCAAAGUCGUGAUGGGGCAUCAGAAAAUAGUUCCAAGGUGACUAUUACUCAGGACUUGAUCAAAGAAAUCACAAAAAAUAACGCAAGAAAUCUUGCAAACGCUGCUGCUGCUAUUGUAAAAGAAAAAUUGGCAAGUACAAUGUACGAAGACCUUUCUGAUGAGGAUGAUACAGAAAAUCUCACAAAUAGUGCUGAUUCUGAUGAGCCUGAGGAAGUCGAAACUUUUGAAAAAUCUUCAAAAAAGACUAAGCCUUCAGUGAAAACUGUUAAUGAAGAUAGUCUCUAUUCAGAAAUAGCACAUGCUUCCAAGGAUUCCAAAAAGAAGAAUUCCACGGCACCAAAAGAAACCCAAUCAAGUUCUACAAAGUUGAAUAAAUCUGCUGAAUUGAGUCACCCCACAGACUUGAGUAAACCAGCAGAGUUGAGUAAACCUACAGAUUUGAGUAGCCCAACAGUCUUGAGUAAUCAAAUCGCUGACUUGCACAUCAAAUCUGGGACUGACUCAACGAGCAGUGAGUUAUCAGAUAUCGAAGAAGUUGAAGAGGAUGUGGAUUUUUCUUCCGAUUUUGAUGUUUCUAUUCCUGGCAUGAGUGAUGAGGAUAAUCCAGUGGCUCCCUCUGUCCAACAAAAUAUGAGGCAUACUUCUGAAGAAACGUCCAGUCCAAAAUCACACUCCAAGCAUCCCCAUCCAUUGAAAACAAGCUCGCCAAAAUCUAGCCAAUCAGCUUCCCAGAAAUCUUCAGCUCCAGAAUCUCCAAGAUCACGUUCUAGAUCGGGAUCUGGGUCGAAAUCUCGAGAUUCUCCUCAAAGAUCUAAGAACGAUUCAUCGAAAUCGCUAACGCCGAGGACUGUAGAUGGUAGCCCGAAACUCGAAGAAACAGGAUUUAAGCCAGUUGUUAGUCCGACGUCUGAUAGGUCACCGAUUACAGAAGAGACACAAAGUCCCCAAAAAACAGAGGAGGAUUUAAGUCCCAUAAAAACUGGUGCUCACAAAGCAAACAUGCCCGUGCCUCAUAUAGAGAUUACUAAAGAUACAAGUGGAAGUCGAACAACGACAAAUGAAUACUCAGACGACGAUUUUGACUCUUAUUCUAAUACGGAUAGUAGAAUCUCAAAUAUGAAUUCCUCUAGAGACAGUCAUGGGGUUUCCUCUGGGGUUUCCCCCAGGGGCAGGGGCAAUCAGCAGACGGAUAAAUAUCAGCCUGAAAUGGACUCAAGAGAUGGUUACCGGGAUACCGAUCCUAAUCCCAGUCAACAAUCUCAGAAUCCAAAAUCCCCGAAUUGGGAUCAAGAUUCAAAACGAGGCUCUAGUCACUAUAGUAACCAAUCAAACAAUAUGGAUACUAGUUCCGGUAAAACGAAAUCUAGAAAAAUGGGAAUUGUGCAGAAUAUGGAUGUGCAAGAUUCGUUAGAGUAUGAUGAGGACUCAUAUGAAAGUGAUAUAGAUUUUACUGAAGGUGAAGUUCGGAUAUUUAUUGCAUUGUUUGAUUAUGAUCCUAAAUCCAUGUCACCGAAUGCAGAAGAAUGCGAGGAUGAACUCCCAUUUAAGGAAGGGCAGCUCAUUAAGAUCUUUGGAGAGAAAGAUCCUGAUGGGUUCUACAGAGGUGAGAGCAAAGGUUGUCGUGGAUACGUACCAUGUAAUAUGGUGUCAGAGGUCGAACCUGAGCUUGCAAAACAACUCCUUAAUGAGAACAUUGAGAUUGGUGGCUAUGAUGAAAAAUCUCCAGGAAUGGGCAAUAAUAGAGGUUAUAAAGAUGGUGCUAUAAACAACCAAAGGUAUGACAAUACACGCAGUAACCAUGACGAUGCCCGAUACAAUGAUCCUAGUUACCAUGGUAACAGACAAUCCAAAGAACGAGGCUCAAAAGGCAGUCCUGUGGUCUCUCCUAGGGGGCACAGAGAUAGCCCCAGGGGCCAACAACGCGAUGAACAAUAUCAUCCCAGAGGUGCUCCCAACCGGGGCCCUAUGGAUAGCCCAACGCGGCAUGUCGAUAGUCCUAGUCACCGCCGCGAUAGCCCUAAUCGAAAUCUUGAUAGCCCUAGUCGACAUAGAGACAGAAAUCCUGAUGAGCCUCUUAGGCAGCAGUCACAUAGGGAUAGCCCUAGUAGGAAUAUAGAUAGCCCUGAUAGAUAUCGUGAUAGUCCAAAUAGACAUCGUGAUAGCCCAAAUAGACAUCAGGAUAGCCCAAAUAGACAUCGGGA
Molecule: messenger RNA, 4285 nt
Organism: Owenia fusiformis
Lineage: Eukaryota; Metazoa; Annelida; Polychaeta; Sabellida; Oweniidae
Source: the annotation of a GenBank genome assembly